Carassius carassius (crucian carp) is the source of this 2185-nucleotide messenger RNA. RefSeq names its product B-cell scaffold protein with ankyrin repeats-like. Lineage: Eukaryota; Metazoa; Chordata; Actinopteri; Cypriniformes; Cyprinidae. Gene Ontology annotation, biological process: negative regulation of B cell activation; B cell activation; negative regulation of phosphatidylinositol 3-kinase/protein kinase B signal transduction. The transcript has 16 exons. Gene Ontology annotation, molecular function: signaling receptor binding; protein tyrosine kinase binding. The coding region runs from base 122 to 1975 and encodes 617 amino acids. The record is from RefSeq and is a predicted model, not a curated record.
UCCAUGACACGGAAACUAGUAGACUGUGGAGAGAUUGGUCAGAGUGUACAAAGUGCUGUUGUCUGAUCAAACAUCUUCCCUGUCAGUACAUAGCAGCACACAUCAGUAGAGAGACAGAGACAUGAGCAAUUCAUCUGAAGAUCUCCUGAUCAUCUAUGAAGCAGAGGCCGAGCAGUGGGCAUCAUACCUGCACUUCCAUCUGGUAGGGCCAAUUCCUGAGGCUGGCAUCUGUUGUUAUGAUAUUGCUUUGGUGACAAGUCGCCAGGAUGACUUCCUGCGACUUAGUGGAUACAAAUGUAAGCUGCUUAUCCUGUCGCGUGGCAUGCUGGAGGGGUUAUGCCAGCUCCGGCGGUACUUUCUGAAUCGUGUAUUGCGACCAGAGACAAAUGUGGUGAUUCUCUUAUGUGGAGUGGAAAGCUUGGAUCCUCUGCUAGAGCUGGUUCCACUGAAGAGAGAGCAGUGUCUCCAAAUCUCCAGUGAGCAGGAGCCCCGGGACUAUCAACUUGCUGUGGCAGAGAUUGUUCACAAAGGUGGACAGGCAGCAGCAGAGGAUGGAAUAUCACUCCAGAAGCUGAAAAUACAGAAGAAACUGUCUAGUGGUGCUCUGGUCACAAAUCAGUCUUUACUGGUUCUACCCAGCCGUGUACCAUGUGAGAAUCCAAUGGAGAUCUUCAUUCUUCUGCAGGAGGCCAUGGCCAGCAAAGAUUCAGUGGUCGAGUUCAGUGGGAAUAAGCAGCGAGUGAAAGUGAAGCCUGUAAAUUGGAAUGAGAGCACACUGAAAGUGAUGGCACCUGAUUUUACUUCUGGACAUGUGAUUGUAACACUUUACAGUAAAGGCCUCGUGAAAGGCAAUGCCUGCUUACAAUACUACACCAUCAUGGAAGACAUUGCCCACUUCCUUCAACAGGCUGCAGAUCCUGUAAAGUUUAUGUGCCAGGCUUUUCAGGUGUCUUCCUUGGAGAAGCUGGAUCAAACUCUGGCUUCUUGUUUAAUGCGGAAAAUGCCGACAGGAGGUUUCAAGGGCCUGCAGUGUGGUCAGUCUCCUGCUGGAGAGUGUCAUUCAGAGGACAUUCCUACCCUCCUGCAUUUUGCGGCCCAGCAUGGAUUGAAAGAUCUGGCAAGUGCUUUGCUUCAGUGUCCUGGAUCCGGGAAGGCCCUUAAUAUCUCCAACAGCCAUGGACACACACCACUGGAUCUUGCACACGUACAUGGACACAACCAGCUCUUUAUCCUCCUACAAGAGUCCUUGAAACUUGAUGACAAUGAUGCAAUUGAUGACAUUGACACCGGUGUAUAUGAGUUGAUGGGCAGAGCAGAUAAUCUUUGGUUGGUUGAUCCUAAUGAGGAACACCAAAACAAUGAAGAUGUAAAUGUCUAUACUCCCCUGGGUAGAGAUGGGGAAGAGUAUGACACCAUCCUCACAUCCAGCAGCUCUGUAGUGAUAGUGAACCGCCCCCCUGCACCGACCCCUCGACCUGACUCCCUGCCUACCCCAGAGGACAAGACUCCCUUCAUCGCACAAGUUUUCCAGAAGAAAAAGUCACAAGGAGAUUCUGAAACACUGUACUCUUUUCCCACAAGACAGGCGAGGCAGAGGGACAGCAUCUCAACCACUUAUGACACCUUUAUGCCCAGUCAGCCACCAGGACUGGAUGAGCUGAUAAAACUUCAGCAGGAGGUGAAGAUGGGCUCUCUGAGUAUAGAUGAUGCUUUGGAUCGAUUCAAUGACUGGCAGAGGCUUCAGAAGGGAAUGGAUAGCAUCCAACAGGAGAAAAUACAGCAGCUGAGGGCUAGUAUCAUCAGCAGCAGAGAGGAUGAUGAAAGUGUCUAUGAUAAAAUCAGCAUCAUUCAUCACACACCAACUGCAUCUGCAAAUGAGUGUCGAAGAGCGAGUCAGCAAGCGGACACUGAGUUCUACAGUAAACCUAUAAAAGGACAUAAUUCAAAUUUCUUUAGGAAGGCAGACAAACAGUAAAAACAGACAUCCUGAUUGUGGAAGCACUGAUCCGUCAAAGAAAUGCAUUAAACAAUAUAGUGUACAUUAAUAUCAACAAUUUCAUGGCAAUUCGUAACUAUUUUACAUGCUAAUUGAGGCUUAUUUGUAUGUGUUUUUAUGAUCCUGUUUGUACAAGUUCAUAUGAUUGGCUGAUAGUUUAGGUUUACUUAUUCAUACGGAAUAAAUUUU